UCUGGGGGCAAAGGGUAGGCAGUAUUAGUCUGGACAUCAGCGCCUCAUCCGCACUUGCAGACUCCAGCCAUGGCGGGGCCUGAAUGGGAGUCCCUGGAGCAAUGUUUGGAGAAGCACCUGCCACCCGCAGACUUGAGGGAGGUGAAACGCAUUCUCUAUGGCAAGGAAACCAGGAAGCUUGAUCUGCCCAGCAGGGCUUUUGAAGCCGCCUCCGAAGGGGACUUUGAGCUGCAGGGGUAUGCCUUUGAGGCCGCAGAGGAGCAGCUGAGACCACCUCGGACCGUGCGUGUGGGGCUUGUUCAGAACAGAACUCCCCUGCCUGCAGAUGCCCCUGUGGCAAAACAGGUCACUGCGCUUCACAGACGCAUAGAAUCCAUCGCAGAGGUGGCCGCUGUGUGCAGAGUGAACAUCAUCUGUUUCCAGGAAGCAUGGAGUAAGUCUCUCCUGGGGCGCUUUCUCUGCUGCCUUCAGAUAAUAGUGUAUUAUCUCCAUACCCCGUCUAGCCUUCAAAUAGAAGCUCAGAGCCCACCUCCCUAUCUCAAGCUGGCAAAGAAGCAUGACAUGGUGGUGGUAUCUCCUAUCCUGGAACGAGACAGAGAGCACGGGGACGUUCUGUGGAACACAGCCGUGGUGAUCUCCAAUUCCGGAGCAGUCCUGGGAAAGACCAGGAAAAACCACAUCCCCAGAGUGGGCGACUUCAACGAGCUCACGGAUGCUUUCUUUUGCUCCUCCAAAGCUCACCAGGACUUUGGCUACUUUUACGGCUCGAGCUACGUGGCAGCCCCGGAUAGCAGCCGCACUCCCGGGCUCUCCCGCACCCGGGACGGGCUGCUGGUUGCUGAGCUCGACCUGAACCUCUGCCGGCAGGUGAAUGACAUCUGGAACUUCAAGAUGACCGGCAGAUAUGAGAUGUACGCUCAGGAGCUCGCUGAAGCCGUCAAACCCAACUACAGCCCCAAUGUUGUGAAAGAGUAGCUGGAUUUUAGCCCCUGCCCGCCAAGGAGGGCACCUCUGCAAGUACAUCAGGCUUUACAAAAGCCCAAGUUCCCCCUGAUGAUGUCCUGAUAACACUGUUGGUUUAAAAAUGUUCCAGGCGGGGAGGGUAGAUUGAAGAGUAACUGCAGUGGGUAUGAGGUUUCCUUCCUGGCUGAUGAAAUGUUUUGGGCCUACACAGAAGUGAUGGUUACACAACACUGUGAAAGUACCCAUGUGAAAUGCCACUGAAUUGUAUACUUUAAAACGGCUAAAUCUAUGUCAUGUGAAUUUUACCUCCAUUAAAAAAAAAAAUCUCAGGCACUGAUGGUGCAGGUGGAUUUGCACUUAGACACAUGGGAUGCCCUAGUUCUGAGGUUCCUCUCUUCCUCUGUUUAGACCGUCGGCAACCUGAGGGUAAGGGUGGGAGCGUAUGUGCAAGUAGGGGAAGCUGAGGCUGAUCCAGAGUCAUUGAGCUAUUGGGUGGCUGUGGGCAGGGGAGACAGUCACUGGAUGUGUCAACAUGGCUCUGUCCCAACAUAUUCAAUCAGACGCUGAUCUGGGUGUUGCUAUGAAGGUAUUUUGUAGAUGUGAUUAAAGUCCAUAACCAGUCAACUAAGCAAGUGAGAUUAUUCUAGAUAAUCCAGGUAGGCCUGAUUCAAUCAGUCAAAAGGCCCUCAGGAGGAGAGCUGAGGCUUCCCCGAUGAAGAAGAAAUUCUGCCUGUGGAUAGCAGCUUCCCCCACCCCUAUGUGCCUGAGAGAUCCCAUUUGUUUUUCCUGAUCACCUGCCCUACAGAUUUCAGACUUGUCUCUCCAGCCCCCACAAUCACUUAAAUCAAUGCCUUGCAAUAAAUCUCUUAAUAUAUAUCCUACUGUUCUGCUUCUAAUCUUCAGGAUGAGUUUUCUGCAUUGGUGCUAGGUUUUCUGGAAUUCUUCUCUAAUUUGUUUCAUUUAAAGGCACUCAUGACUAUUUGCAGUGUUAAAGGGGGCCAUGGUAGUCCAUGGUAUGAUGUAGCAAUAGAGAUUUAUAGAGAGAGCAGACCAUCAGUCUGUGCCCCCCGAGUCUCAGCCUGCCAUUCCUGGUGGCCUGUCCCAUCUGGAUUUUAGGCUUGGCUAACCAG
This is a messenger RNA of Leptonychotes weddellii (Weddell seal), 2093 nucleotides long. Lineage: Eukaryota; Metazoa; Chordata; Mammalia; Carnivora; Phocidae. The record is from RefSeq and is a predicted model, not a curated record.